Molecule: messenger RNA, 915 nt
Organism: Chenopodium quinoa (quinoa)
Lineage: Eukaryota; Viridiplantae; Streptophyta; Magnoliopsida; Caryophyllales; Amaranthaceae
Product: protein FAR-RED IMPAIRED RESPONSE 1-like
Exons: 4
Coding region: 1-915 (304 amino acids)
Biological process (GO): regulation of DNA-templated transcription
Molecular function (GO): zinc ion binding
Source: RefSeq, a predicted model, not a curated record
AUGGAGAAUAGAACACCAACUUCAAUAUUCACUGAUCAGGACCAAGCAAUGGCAAAUGCAAUUGAGCAGGUGCUUCUUAAUACAAGGCAUAGACUUUGUAUCUGGCAUUUGGAACAAAAUGCCAUAACCAGAUUUGGAGCUCUUAAAAAAGACAAAGAAUUCAAGUAUGCAUCCAACCAGUGCUUAAAGAUGUGUGUGACAGAACAAGAAUUUGAAGCAAAAUGGCAAGCAAUGAUGCAGAAAUAUGAGUUGACAACACACUCUUGGAGUGAAAACACUAAUCAUGCAAUAGGAUUCAGAGCAAGUAAAGCAACUACCUUGACAAAAUUUAAUACCAUAUUUAAGAAAACAAUAAAUCGUUGGAGAAGCAUAGAGAAAUAUGAUGAGUUUACUUGUAGCAAGUUAAUAGCAUUCACUUCAUUGCCACUGUCAGGAAUGCUAAAACAUGCUGCACAGGUUUUCACUUUGUCACUCUUUAGAGAUUUUGAAGAGGAGUUUGGAUAUUCUAUGGCAACAACUGUUCAAAUGAUAGGAAGAAAUGAAGAAUGUCUACUUUAUCAGGUAGCCCUGGAAGACAAGCCAUGGUCUGCACAUCAAGUAAACUAUAUACAUGAGAGCCAUAAUGUAUGGUGUACUUGCAAAAAUUUUGAGGCAUCUGGAUGGUUAUGUUAUCAUUGCAUCAGAAUUCUACACUUGCAUUCAGUAACAAGAAUACCAGACAAGUAUGUUUCAAAAAGAUGGACUAAGUUUGCAAAAACAGAGGCAUGGGAUAGGUUGAAGAAUCAGGAUCCUACACAUCAAUAUAUUCCAUGGAGACAAACAAUGAUAAGGAAAUACUACAAUCUAAUCUUAAAGAGUCAAGAAAAUGAAGAAACAAGAGAAUUUAUGGAAGAAAGUUUCACAAAACAGUCUUAA